AUGGUAUGGUCAAUACCAGUCAAUACCAUAUGGUAUAGACUGGUAAUAACUGACAAAUUUUUUUAUGUCCAAAAAAUAUCAAAGUGGAUAUCAUUUUAAAGAGCACAAUUAAUCUGAUCUAACUGUGCAAAAAAAUUAAAUUCCGACUUAAAACAAGUGAGAAAUCGUCCGUUAAAGAUUAUGAGAAGGAAAAUUAAAGGGUUUUCGCAGAGAGAGAGAAGGCGCUGAUGUGGUCCGGUCAAAAGUCAGCGUUACCAAUAAAUAGAGCUAGGUGCAAUUUUACCUUAUUGUCCUUUCGCAUUUAAUUUAAAUAAAACAUCAAAUUACCAAAUACAUUACUUUACUUUAUUUAUAUUUAAUUAAUAACUUUAUUGAAUAGUUAAAUUAACCAAAAUUUUAAUUUAUAUCUUAUAUUAAUAUUAUCCAUGAUCUCAAUUAUUAAUUCUUCAUUGUUAAUAUUGACAUUGUGCUGAUUUUAUAUGUCAUAUUUACUUUUUAAUUUUUUUAAAGAACUUAGUGUUCAAAUGACCUUCAUGUUUCAAUUUUUUUAAAAUAUAUAAUAUCAAGUGAGUUUCAUGGUUUUUAAAUUACACUAUACGAAAUGAAAAAAAAAUUGUACCUAAGUUUAGGAUGCAAAACUUUAUUUUGAAAAACUAUUUAUUAUAUAAUAUAAUAAUUUUUCAAGUGGAGUAGGUGAAGUUCGGGUUGAGUCGAUCAGGUUACGAGUUAGUCGGGUUCGGGUCAAUCGGGUUCGAGUUAAUUGGGUUGCGGGUUUAAUCGGGUUCGGGUCAAUCAGGUUCGGAUUAAUCGGGUUGCGGGUUAGUCGGGUUGCGGGUUAAUCGGGUUGCGGGUCGGGCGGGUUACGGGUUGUUGACUUUUAGUCAAUUCGGGUUGCGGUUGGGUUGCAGGUCGGGUUGAUCGGGCGGGUUAUUCUGGUCGUGUUCUGUUUUGACACCUAUAAUAGAAACUGUUUUUUUGGCUCGCUUCGCGACAAUAAGAAACUGAUUAUAUCUAAAAUUUGGUCUACUCCUUUACUCAUUCAAUGAUUACUUUGAAAUCAAAUGAUUCACAAAAUAGUUCAAGUACAGAUAUCUUGAUAAUUUUUAUGUAGUUUCAUAAUCAUUACAGACGACUUAUGUAAUACAUUUGUUUAAGUGAUACUUAAGAAAUAACUACCCUUUAUAAUUCUUAAAUAAUAUAUUCAUAAUAUAUUAGCUUUAUUUAAUCCAUAUUAUAUUGGGUUGGUUGUUAUCAAUUGAGGAAAGUAGGAGAUGCUAUAAAUGCGUCCACAGGAAAUAAAACUCCAAUUAACAGUAACCCCUGUACUUACCGAUAAAAUCGUAAGGAAUAGUGCCGAAUACUUACAGUUUUAAUUGAUUGAUGAUUGAUUAGAAAACCAUCGUAUAUGUAGCAUUAAACUGAAAUUCAAUCAUAUUCAAUCAGCUUAACUGGCUUCAGACAUUAAAAAAUUGGGGGUGAACCUUACUAAUUCCUUUUUUAUAAUGCGCUUUCUGUUUAUUUUUUCUUCUAAGUUAUAUGAUCUAUUGAUCUUAAGUGUGAAACAUGCAAUAGAAAGAAGCCAACACCUACAGUCAAACUCUUGAAACUUACUAACUCACCUUCUAGUUUGCAACUUUGCAUGACAUUUUCUAGUAAAUGAGAGGUUAAACAUUUAUUAUCCUGACUGUAGUAUGGAUACUCAUCGCCAGUAGAGUCAGGAAUCAUGGCUGAGAUGGGAAUGUCUGUUGCACAAUACUCAACUUUUGGCUCAAUCAUGACACUUGGAGGAAUGUUGGGUUCAUUAUUCAAUGGCAAGAUGGCAGAUAUCAUUGGCAGAAGAUAUACAAUGUGGGUAUCUGCAUUGUUCUUCCUAGUUUCAUGGUCUACAAUAGCAUUUGCCAAGGUUCCAUGGUUGCUGGACCUUGGAAGAUUUGUACUAGGAAUUGCAGUUGGAAUCACUGUCUACGUUGUACCUGUUUACAUUGCAGAAAUCACACCUGAGAAGACUCGUGGCACAUUUACAUUGACUCAUCAGUUCAUGAUUACCUUUGGUUUUUCGCUAGCCUAUGCGGUGGGAACGAUCAUCUCGUGGCGAGCAUUGGCUCUACUUGGUGAUAUUCCGUGUCUGCUGCAUGUUGUGGGUAUAUUCUUCAUUCCAGAGUCUCCAAGAUGGUUGGCAAAGCUGGGGAAAGACAAAGAGCUAGAAGCAACUCUCAAGUACCUAAGGGGAAAUGCUAGUGCUGAUGAUGUUUCCCAAGAAGCACUUGAAAUUAAAGAGCACACAAAGCUCUUUGAGAGCCUUUCAGAGAACAGAAUCCAAGACCUGUUCCAGCACAAAUAUGCUGAUGCACUUAUUGUGGUUGCUGGACUAAUGGUGCUUCAAGAGUUUGGUGGAACCAAUGCAUUUUCAUAUUAUGCCGCUUCUAUAUUUGAAAUGGCGGGUCUUUCGGGUACUUUUGGGAUGGUAUCAAUUGCCAUUAUUCAGAUUCCAGCUACUAUAACAUCUGUCCUUCUAACCGAUAAACUAGGAAGGCGACCACUUCUUCUGAUAUCUGCAUUAGGGUUGUUCUUGAGUACCUUCUUGCUUGGACUUGCAUUCUUGUUACAGGAACUUGGCAAGUCUGGGACUAUUGUUGCCCUCUUGGCAUGUAUCGGCAUGUUGGGACUUCCAAUAGCUUUCUCACUAGGAAUGGCAGGGUUGCCGGGAGUUGUAAUGGCUGAGGUGUUUCCUAUAAACAUAAAGGGCACAGCUGGAAGCCUAGUAACAUUUCUCAAUUGGUCAUCAUCUUGGAUUGUUACAUACUCUUUCAACUUUGUUAUGCUGUGGAAUUCAGCUGGUACAUUUUUUAUAUUCACGGGGAUCUGGAUUCUCGGGAUUUUGUUUAUUGCAAGGUUUGUGCCAGAGACUAAAGGUCGGUCACUGGAGGAACUACAGACGUCGAUAACUCACAUCAUGUAGUCAUGAAGAAACAGGAUCAAAGUGAUUAUUAAUUAGAAUUAGUUUUUGAUACGUAAAAAGUUUUGUAACUAUGAAAUUAUGUCCAUUUUUUAAUAUAUGCUUCUGUAUCAUAUUAUUACAAACUUCAAAACAUAAAUAACUGAAUUAUCCGAAAUAUAAAAAUUUGAUCUUG
Molecule: messenger RNA, 3131 nt
Organism: Linum trigynum
Lineage: Eukaryota; Viridiplantae; Streptophyta; Magnoliopsida; Malpighiales; Linaceae
Source: the annotation of a GenBank genome assembly